Lingula anatina is the source of this 642-nucleotide messenger RNA. RefSeq lists its product as uncharacterized. NCBI's taxonomy places the organism in Eukaryota, Metazoa, Brachiopoda, Lingulata, Lingulida, Lingulidae. The record is from RefSeq and is a predicted model, not a curated record.
AGUUUUCCAGAUCAGCAUUUAGCAGUGGAAAAUGAGUUUACCACCCUUCACAGGUUUUACAAACGAUCUGAGCACAAGCUUAUUCAGUCCUUGUUCGUCGGCGGGGAACGGCACCAUUUACCCACCACUGUCUUGUGGCGAUGGCACCCGAUGUGUGACGAACCCGUUGUUUUCGGUAAUUACGGGCUCCCCCCAGGUUUGUCUUUGUCCUCUGACGUCAAUUCCGGGUCGGAACGGAAUGUGUAGAAAUAUUGUGGGAACCCGCUGCGAAGUGCGCCUCGACUGCAAUAACAGGUCAUAUGACUGCAUUGGUUUAAGAAGGAUGGGAGUGGAGAGACAAAUAGUUGAUUUCCUGAUGCCUAUCGUAACGCUUAUAUGUCAGCUGACAGUGGAAUACAACUUCGAAAUACCGCAAUGGAGAUGCAGAAACAACCGAUGCAGGCUCCGUGGUAGAGGAGUGUCGUCGAUAACACCUGUAUCCGUACCAGCUGGAGGAAUGCCUUUGAACUGUUCACGCAGUAACAACGCCUGGGUCGAGGUAUUAAACAUCGUAACCUGGAGAAGCCAAGGGAGUCCAUUUGAAUUUACCUGCUCCACGUAGGCUCCAGGAGUUUCAAUGUUAACAUACAUUUAAAAACUAAC